Molecule: messenger RNA, 654 nt
Organism: Rodentolepis nana
Lineage: Eukaryota; Metazoa; Platyhelminthes; Cestoda; Cyclophyllidea; Hymenolepididae
Source: the annotation of a GenBank genome assembly
AGUGAAUCGGCGAAGCAAAAAGAAGAAAAUGGAAAUGAUGAAGAUGAUUCUGAGGAAGAAUUGCCGGAAAAUGAAAGACCCUUCACAAUUCGUCAGCUAGAAGGAUGGUAUUACAUUAACCGAAUACCUAGCAUUCGACCAUUUUAUGGAAUUCUUGAGAUCGGUUUAAUUCACGAUCCAAAUUUAGGAAAGAUCACUGUUUCAAUAAUCAAAGGCAAGCAAAUGUUAGCACCUGACAAUAGUUUCAUGGAAAUCACUGUGAGUGUCCAAAAGAAGACGCGAAUAUGCAAGAAGCAGUCGCCUCUUGAAGCCAUUUCCUCCAUUCGCAGUGGUGGAACAAAAUUUCGCGGUACUCCGAACUCAAUCAACGAUACUAAAACCGAACCGGUUGUAAUAACUGAAAGGCCAGGGAAAAUAUACGUGACAUCGGUGAGAAGUGAAACAUCAGAACCUGUGUGGGACGAUCGUUUCACAUUCAACGUGCAGAAAGAGCAACUGCAGAAUGUGAUGUUCGAUAUUUUGGUCUAUCAUAAAGAACGAGUCAUUGGUGGCCUGAGAAUUGGACGUGCAGUCAGCUACCUGGCCUCACAACAAUGGACGAAGAUGAUCAAACGUCCGGGGGUCUGGGCGUAUAGCUCUUAUAUUUUGCAGUGA